Messenger RNA from Erigeron canadensis, 854 nucleotides. RefSeq lists its product as uncharacterized. The transcript has a single exon. NCBI's taxonomy places the organism in Eukaryota, Viridiplantae, Streptophyta, Magnoliopsida, Asterales, Asteraceae. The record is from RefSeq and is a predicted model, not a curated record. The coding region runs from base 1 to 687 and encodes 228 amino acids.
AUGGACCCCGAUCACGCUCGCCAAACAGGACCGAUGGCAUUAUCACAACAAAUUCCCAAAUUAUCCUUAACACCCUCCUAUAAAACCUUCCCUCAUUUCAUUCCAAUUCCAUCAUCCAAUUCCCAUUCCUUUUCCAUUCACCACAAACAUUUUUUAAAACACUUACAAGUUUUAACAGAACUGGCCAACUUUCAAUCUCCACUUUCCGAUUCCGGAAACGGAAACGUAGUCUUAACACUCUACCAUGCGCUAAGUACUCGCGACGUUAAAACCGUCAGCAAGCUCUUAGCACAUGAUCUCGAGUGGUGGUUUCAUGGCCCUCCAUCUCACCAAUAUAUGAUGCAAUUGUUAACUGGUACCGAAAACAACAAAAUUACAAACACGUUCGAUUCAUUUCAAUUUAUUCCUCUUUCCAUAGACGAAUUUGGGUCUACGGUAAUUGUCGAAGGGUGUGACAAAAAACGCGAUAUUUAUUGGAUUCAUGCGUGGACCGUGAACUCAUUUGGGAUAAUAACGCAAGUUCGUGAGUAUUUUAAUACUUCCUUGACGGUCACUCGGUUUCUCGCGAAUUCGAAAGAAACAAUUAAGGUUUCUGCCGUUAAGUCGUUACAUUGUCCUUCUGUUUGGGAGAGUAGUUUGACGAAAAGUGUCGGGAAAUCUGUUCCUGGUUUAGUUCUCGCGAUAUAGCGAUAUAUCGUGGUGUCAUUGUCCUGUUAAUUAGUUUGUGUGGUGGUUAGUUUUUAAUUUGAGAUAUUGUGAGUUUGGGAAUAAGGUGUAAUUUGUCAUGGGGAUGUUAUCUUGUUUGUGGUCAAUUUAUGUCUUUAAUGAUAAAAAGUAUCUUUGUUUUGCUGAAA